UUUUUGAUUUUAUAAAUAGAGUGAGUAGCAGCUUGUUAUUUGCCACAGAUCCGCACCAGUCUGCUUCUUCUGUGAGGACGGAUUUUCUCCCAUAUUAUUUAAUGGCAGCCUUCUCUUAUAAUCAGCAGCAGCAUCCCACUUUUGUUCUUGACUCGAUUCUUGUGCCAGACACCUCGAACAACAUGCAUAUAUUAUCUCAUGAUAAUGCUCAAACAACAGCCACUAUCACUGAACCUUGUUUUCCUUCUAUGGUACUGCCUGAUCAUCAUAGUUAUCAAUAUUGUCAGGAGAUACCUGUGCUCCCUCAAAUCCAUGAAACUUCCACUGUUCAGCUUUCAUGUACUAAAACUUCUACUGCUGCUACUGCUGGCCCUUCUUUUACUGCAGAGCAAGAUUCAAUUUCAUCGGCCAUGGUUGGUGGGCUUGCUGGAGGUGAACAUCAACUCUCUGUUGAGGUGGGUUUCAGCUCAAUGGAGAAGAAGACAAAGAGCAUGGAAACGAAGGUAGAAAUAGUAGGCAAAGGUGAUGAGAAAGAAAGCAAGUACUGUGGUAACCCAAGAAAGGCUGAGGUGAGAAAGGUGAAACGGGUUUCAAAAAAUCAGAAGAGAAUUCCUGCAGAAGUUCCAAGUGGUUUUGUUCACGUAAGAGCAAGGAGAGGUCAAGCCACAGACAGUCACAGCUUAGCUGAGAGGGUGAGAAGACAAAAAAUCAGUGUGAGGAUGAAGCUACUGCAAUCACUUGUUCCAGGGUGUGAUAAGAUCACAGGCAAGGCUCUAAUAUUGGAUGAAAUUAUUAAAUAUGUCAAAACCCUGCAGACUCAAGUACAGUACUUGACUGCAAAACUUGCUUCUGUAAAUCCCAUAAUUUAUGGCUUUGACCUGGACUUCAAUACAAACACAUUUGGCCAGGAGGAGAGCCGUAGCUUGGAUUUUCAGCUGCCACCUUUUGUAGAAUCCAGCUCCACCCCGUCCAUGACAUCUUUCCAUGAGAAAAUGGCAAUACUAAAUUCCCAGAUGUUUCCUCAUGUUCCGGAGCAAAGAUCCCACAUUUCCUUUCAAGCACACUAUCUCUGAGGAGAAACAGAAAAGAACUGAUCAAAAGCGUGACAUAAAAGAAUCCUGAUCUACCAAUUUAUAUCCGACAACAGGAGUUAGGCACAAAAUGCCCUGGAAUUUGACGAAUUUAUUGCUGCAGAUAAAUAGUUGCCGUUGUCUGUCAGUCUUCCGAAGUAAUAAAAUUGAACGUCAAACCUCUAAUUCAAUGUUUGAGAUAUUGAUGAAUCCUCCCAUUGAUUUGCACUUUAAUUUGCAGUUUUUUUAAAAUAAUAUUUUUUGUGAUUGAAUUAUUUUAAAAUAGUGAAUGUGACACCGCUGUAUGUUGUUCUCUUUA
Molecule: messenger RNA, 1389 nt
Organism: Mangifera indica (mango)
Lineage: Eukaryota; Viridiplantae; Streptophyta; Magnoliopsida; Sapindales; Anacardiaceae
Product: transcription factor bHLH137-like
Exons: 7
Coding region: 102-1073 (323 amino acids)
Biological process (GO): regulation of DNA-templated transcription
Cellular component (GO): nucleus
Molecular function (GO): DNA-binding transcription factor activity; protein dimerization activity
Source: RefSeq, a predicted model, not a curated record